UUUGACGGUCCCUGAAGUUGUGCACGAAAACUACUACCAGGAUCUUCAGAUUAUACUUCAAGUUCUAGUCAGUUCAUCAUGAUUAUGCGUCCCGAAAUAACUCUGUUCAUUCUGUUCACUAUCAUUAUGCUUGCAAUCGGCGUUCCAUACUUCUAUGGAUGCAAGAGCCCUGCCGACUGUGAACCCGGAGAAUGUUGCGUGAUUGGUAUGAAUCGAUACAGUUUUCCUCGUUGUGAAAAGUUUGGCCAAAAAAAUGACUUCUGCCUUCCAUCCAAUACACCACAGAAUAAAACUUUGUAUUAUCCUAAUGGCGCGGUUGAUUUUUCCAACAUCUAUAUGCUCUUCUGCCCAUGUGAUACCGGUUUUAUCUGUUAUCAAGCUCACUGUGAAUCAGCCUAAGUCGUUGGCCAAGAUCCUUACUUCGAAAAAAACAAAAGAAACUGGUAUUUCAAAAUUAAUUUUCUUUUCAACUCUUAAAAAUCUUACAUUCUGACUUAAGGCAUAUUAAAAGCUUCUGUGUAUAUGAUGUUAUAUAAUCGCAAUCAAUAACUAAAGACAUCGUGGAAAGACUUCGAUAGUAAAAUGGCGAUCGUGAGACUGUGACGCUGAAUAAAUUAAUAAUCUUAGGCCUAUUUUGCUUCAAGUCAAUGUUGCGUUUCUAUGGAAGCCUUUCCAAAUAUUUAACUUAACGAAUAGCCUGAAUAUAAAGAGAUAUUUCAUCAUUUACCUAUAAAAGAGGUUUUCUUAAAGCCUUCAGAAUUGAAUAAAAACAUUCUUGCAAUCAGCCUUUAAACUAAAGCGGUUCAUGCAAAGACAAACUAUGAAUCAUAUUCAUCCCCUCUCUCUCGCACUUUCUUAUAAACCUUAAGUACACAAAAUUAUUUUAAAUUUCUACUGAUUUUCAAAAUUGCAUCACGAAGUGCUUUUUCUUUUAUUGUUAAACCAGGUGAACUAAAGUUUCUCAAAUAAUUUGGUGUAAGGCUAAGGGUUGGAAUCUUUACGUAAAUCUACAAUGUAUUACAUCGUUUAUAGUAUAUAAUUAUUUAGCAUUGAAAUUUAUUUAACUUUAAGAACAUUGCUAUUGUGAACAUUUUUGUACAGCUCUUGGAUAUAUAUUUUUCGCACAUUUUAUAGUAUACGUCUUUCACAAUACAGCCAAAUAAUAGUAUUUGGUGUCCCUAGAUGGUUUAGACUAAUGUACAGUCACAUUAACUUGCUGCUCAUCUGUAAAAUGUGAUAUUUAAAUCAGUCUUAGGAAGUAAUGACUCAAUCUUUUGGAAUAUAAAAAUAUUACUUUGAACUGAAAAAUAUGAAUAUUUUUGGUUUCCAGUACCCUUCCUCUAAACUGAUAUGUACGUGUUGUCAAAAAAUAUUGUAGUUGAACAAUGUCCUGUUUGAAAACAGAGCAUUUUACUAAUUAAACUAUUUAUUUCAAAUAGUGUGAAAAUAUACAGGAAAAUAGUUUUACAACUGUCAAUAUUGCACUCAAAAGUGAAUGAGUUACCUCCUCACUGAAUUAACCUAUGUACAUCUGAGGUUAUAUGUUACUUAGUCUUAUUAGUUUCUGCUGUAAAAAUUAACAUUACUACAAUUUCUUUAAAAACACAGAUAAAGAAAUGCACGCGUGUACAAUAUAAUUGCAGUGGCAUAGCUGGAAAUUUUGCCAUAGGGGGAGCAGGUGCAAAACGUUUGAAAUUUUCCAAAUAUUAGGUACCUGAAAUAUCCAUCACUAAAUUCCUUUAAACAAUAAUCAUGCACCUACUAGCAACACGCUUCUAGCUGAUGUAAGGGAAUGAUUCUUUUUUUUUGUUGUUGUUGUUAUAGUAACAUCAUUAAAUUUCCAAAUUCUUUUUAUCCCAAUUCUCUAAGGGGGUUAUUCCCUCCCUGCCUUCCUAUAGCUACGCCACUGUAUAACUUGAUGUUACGAUAUGUUGAAGACCGUGCCAAGCCUAAAAUUGUUAUCUAUGAGUUUUACAAAGACCUUGUUAAUUUUAGAACUCUUGAUGAAUAGUCACAUUUUAUAUUUUAAUACUUAAUAAUAUAAAUAAAAUGCUAAAUAUAAAUUC
This is a messenger RNA of Limulus polyphemus (Atlantic horseshoe crab), 2066 nucleotides long. RefSeq names its product astakine-like. NCBI's taxonomy places the organism in Eukaryota, Metazoa, Arthropoda, Merostomata, Xiphosura, Limulidae. Bases 79 to 399 code for a protein of 106 amino acids. The record is from RefSeq and is a predicted model, not a curated record. The transcript is spliced from 3 exons.